Molecule: messenger RNA, 6029 nt
Organism: Oncorhynchus mykiss (rainbow trout)
Lineage: Eukaryota; Metazoa; Chordata; Actinopteri; Salmoniformes; Salmonidae
Gene: epha4b
Product: eph receptor A4b
Biological process (GO): axon guidance; protein phosphorylation; ephrin receptor signaling pathway
Cellular component (GO): plasma membrane; dendrite
Molecular function (GO): protein binding; ATP binding; transmembrane-ephrin receptor activity
Source: RefSeq, a predicted model, not a curated record
UCUCAUCCACUCAUUCGCGAGGGCUCGCUCACCAACUCCACACGAACAGGGAUGCAGCGAGCGCGCAGCGCAGCCUGAAAAAUGGCACUACUCUUCCUUUGGAUCUAUCCAUCCCUUUUGCUUUUCUCACCUUUUCUUUUCCACGAAUUCGCACCAUGUGAAGGCUUACGGAAUUACCCAGAGAAUGAAGUGACGUUGUUGGACUCCAUGUCUGCUCUGGGAAACCUAGGCUGGGAGGCCUACCCUGCCGAGGGGUGGGAGGAGAUCAGUGUGAUGGAUGAGAGGAACACUCCCAUGCGUACCUACCAGGUGUGCAACGUGAUGGAGGCCAGUCAGAACAACUGGCUGAGGACGCGACACAUCGCCCGCGACGGAGCGCAGCGCGUCUACAUCGAGAUCAAGUUCACCCUCCGAGACUGUAACAGCCUGCCUGGAGUACCCGGCACCUGCAAAGAGACGUUCAACAUGUUCUACUAUGAGUCCAACAACGCCAACCUGUGGUUCAUCAAGGAGAGUCAGUACAUCAAGAUAGACACCAUCGCUGCUGACGAGAGCUUCACACAGGUGGAUGUGGGCGACCGUGUGAUGAAGCUCAACACAGAGGUGCGUGACAUCAGCAACCUGAGUAAGAAAGGGUUCUACCUGGCCUUCCAGGACCUGGGAGCCUGCAUCGCUCUGGUCUCUGUCCGUGUCUUCUACAAGAAGUGUCCCCUCACCGUGCUCAACCUGGCCCAGUUCCCCGACACCGUCACGGGGGGCGACUCGGCCCUGGUGGAGGUCAGAGGGCUGUGUGUGAACGCGUCAGAGGAGUUCGAGGCCCCCAGGAUGUACUGUAGCGCCGACGGGGGCUGGCUGGUGCCCAUCGGGAGGUGUGUGUGCAAGCCGGGGUACGAGGAGCAUAAAGACUUGUGCCAACCGUGCAGACCGGGCUCCUACAAGGCCUCAGCGACCGACGCCUACUGCACAAAAUGUCCCCCACAUAGCUCCUCACACCUGGAGAGAGCCUCCGAGUGUGUGUGUGAGAAAGGCUUCCACCGCGCGGAGACGGACCCGCGCUCCAUGGCCUGCACACGUCCCCCUUCGGCUCCAGAGAACACCAUCUCCACGGUCAAUGAGACAUGUGUCACACUAGAAUGGAGUCCCCCACGUGACACGGGAGGUCGAGGUGACAUCACCUACAGCCUCCGCUGCAGGAAGUGCUCUGGGGACGACAUGAAGUGUGCGCCCUGUGGCAGCGGAGUCCAUUUUGUGCCGAGGCAGUUUGGUCUCUCUGUGGCUAUGGUGAUGGUCACUGACCUGCAGCCACACAGCAACUACAGCUUCACCAUAGAGAGCCUGAAUGGAGUGUCUGAUCUGAGUCCCACACCCAGGGGAGCUGUGAUAGUUAAUGUCACCACCAGCCAGACAGUGAGUGUGGUCCUGAAGGAGAGGAGGAGCAAGGACAGUAUCACUCUGGCGUGGCAGGGCCCCGACAGACCCAAUGGAGCCAUAGUGGAGUAUGAAGUAAUUUACUAUGAGAAGAACCAGAGAGAGCAGAACUACACAGUCCUAAAGACCAGGUCCAAUGUGAUGACUGUAGAUGGUCUGAAGCCUGGUACUACAUAUGUGUUCCGUGUCCGAGCUAGAACGGAAGGGGGAUACGGCAACUACGGAGGAGAGAUAGAACUGGAGACCAGCCACGAAGACAUGUUGGCCAUAGACCCCAACCAGUCUACUAUUCUGGCUGUGUCCAUCGCUGGAGGCAUCGUACUGCUCAUCUUUCUGGUUGCCUGCUUCGUCGUCAGUGGCAGACACUGUGGAUACAUCAAAGCCAAACAGGACCCUGAUGAAGAGAAGAUGCAUUUUCAACAUGGACGAGUCAAACUCCCUGGCAGUAAGACCUAUAUUCAUCCACACACUUAUGAGGACCCUAACCAGGCAGUCAGAGACUUUGCCAAAGAGAUUGAUGCUUCCAGCAUCCGCAUCGAGAGAGUCAUCGGAGCGGGUGAGUUUGGGGAGGUGUGUAGUGGCCGUCUGCGUCUCCAGGGAAAGAGGGAGAUCUACGUGGCCAUAAAGAGUCUGAAGGCAGGAUACUCUGACAAACAGAGGCGGGACUUCCUCUCUGAAGCCAGCAUCAUGGGACAGUUCGACCACCCAAACAUCAUCAGACUGGAGGGCGUGGUCACACGAUGUAAGCCAGUGAUGAUCAUCACGGAGUUCAUGGAGAAUGGAUCCCUGGAUACCUUCCUGAAGAAACACGACGGUCAGUUCACAGUGAUCCAGUUGGUGGGCAUGCUGCGUGGCAUCGCGUCGGGCAUGAAGUACCUGUCUGACAUGAGCUACGUUCACCGAGACCUGGCCGCCCGCAACAUCCUGGUCAACAGCAACCUGGUGUGUAAGGUGUCUGACUUCGGCCUGUCCCGAGUACUGGAGGACGACCCCGAGGCAGCAUACACUACACGGGGAGGGAAGAUCCCCAUCCGAUGGACGUCUCCAGAGGCCAUUGCCUACAGGAAGUUCACGUCAGCCAGUGACGUGUGGAGCUACGGCAUCGUCAUGUGGGAGGUGGUCUCAUACGGAGAGAGACCCUACUGGGAGAUGUCCAACCAGGAUGUGAUAAAAGCGAUAGAUGAGGGAUACCGUCUCCCGGCCCCUAUGGACUGUCCUGUUGUCCUCCACCAGCUGAUGUUGGACUGCUGGGAGAAGGGCCGCAGCGAACGGCCCAAGUUUGGCCAGAUCGUCACCACCCUGGACAAGCUGAUCAGAAACCCAGCCAGACUCCGAGAGCUGGCCAACAGCUCAGUAUGCAGGGAAGACCCAACCACUCCGGAGUUUAGUGUGAGUACGGUGGAGGAGUGGCUGGAGGCCAUCAAGAUGGGCCAGUACAAGGAGAACUUCUCCAGCGCUGGAUACGUCACCCUGGACUCUGUCCUCUACAUCUCCAUCAGUGAGCUCGUUAAGAUGGAUGUGACUUUGGCGGGUCACCAGAAGAAGAUCCUCUCCAGUGUCCAGAGCCUGCAGACCCAGGGGACCCACGUCCAAGUAUAACAGUUUCCCCAUAGAGACACACUGAGCGAGAGAGAGAGAGAGAGAGAGAGGGCCAAAAUGGACGCUCUGCUUUGAGUUUAACCACUGAGACACGCUGAGAUUAAGCCAAUAUAGACAUCUUGGGUUGGGUUUCCCCAUACAAAGACACUUAGAUGGAGCCGUAAUGGACGCUCGGCUCCUUUACUUCCUCUUUGCAGCUUCACCAUUCCACCCGUCCUGGAUGUUUUGAUAGCGUAGGCACUUCCAGCUUCUGUCCACGCACUUAGAGGCUUAGCAACCCAGCAACCUCAGAAACCAGGCUACAUCCAAGACGUCUCUGACCGUAUCAAUAAGAACAACAAAAAUGGUAAAAAUAAAAAAUGAAGUCGAUUGUAAUUAUCAUCACUGUCUGUGAAGUUUAGUGUACAGUUGUUUUUAUGGUUGUUUUGUUUUUCGUUUUACAAUAAGCUGUUUUUUUUAUUUUCUACACAGUUUAUGGUGCCAGGAGAUAUUGUAUAUGUAUAGAUAAAUGUUUACAAGAGCUGUGUGUCAGUCCGCCAGUCUAGAACUGAACGUAAAGUUUGUAUCAGUGGUCAGGCAACGCAGGUGGGAUGUUCCUUCCUGGUGCAUGUGUUGCCAGGCCCCUCCCCUUCCUAUAAGCCCCUCCCCCAGGACGCUCUUCGACGUAUCAUGGAUGUGUGAGGGAGGUAGGAGAAAUAGAGGGAUGCGAAAAUACGAGAUGGAGAUGUCUGUUCAUGGUCUCAGAAGACUUCCAUUCCGUUUGGCCAGGAACAGACAGGGCUUCCAUAGCCACUGCUUCCAGACGCACACAGUUCACUUGAGUAAGUUCAUUUUAGUACAGCCUAGAGCAGCAACCUGUAGGACGCCGUCGGUAAGAAACCUGCAGGGCAAUACAGUGUUGGCACAUUUUCUUCCAAGGGUUGGCCUCAGUUGGAGAAGCUGUACCUUUUGGUGACAGAAGAGGAGCGGAGAAGUAGAUAGCCUUGUAUGUGUGACGUUGACACUGUUUGGAAUGUGUAUCUGUUUCGCCAUGUACAGUUAGUAUUGCUCUGAAAUGUUGGGCAAAGUCAGACUUGAUUGUGAGGUAGACUUGACUUGAGUAGACUGUGCCGAGUGAUGUUUUUUGCCUCAUUUCACCUCUUAUUAAUUAACAUGGGUUCAUUCACGGUUUGUCCUAACCACCUCUGUUCAGUCAUGCCAACUGCUUCCAAAUCUACAAGAGCCAAUGUCCUAUUCAAGCAAACCUGCUAACCUCAUUUCCUGGAUAAGUGAGAGAGAAAAAACAUCAAUGUCCUGUGCUCAACAAAACAACGUUUUCUAUGUGAAACGAAGGAAAUUCAACGUCAUAUCAAAACCAACAUGCCCUCUCACUUUGGGGAUGGGAGGGUGGAGUUUUGGACUAGGCCCCUUUGAUUGAAUAUGGUCGUCAAUGUCCACUGCACCCCUGUUUCUAUCUGGUUAUGUUUAUGAUAACAGUGUUAUUCUGCUACCUGACUGGACCACAAACACACCAACAUAUAUACCAUUGUACCAUACUGUAAAAUAUGUACAGAGUUGAUUUGAAACUCUAGAAUGUUUGUAACAAUAAUGGUGACGAUGAUGAUUACGGUGAUAACGACGGUAAUGAUAUACUUUUAUUCUGAAGGAGGAGAGAAAUCUGGCAUUUUUUCCCCUUGCGGAGGCGGGUCAUGGGAGAUAGGCAGCGUGUGAUUCGUUUGACCUGGCCUAUGGAAUGUACGUUUACGUAGCAUGGGUAUUAAGUUUCAUCCUUUGAUUGACAGGUGACAGGGAGUGCAGUUUUGACUCGGGCCGUGGACCUGAGGACGCUCGACUUUUAGAUGCCUUAUUUACUGUGCUACCUUUCCUUUUCCUGGUCCUCUCCUCCCCUGAUCCCCCAUAGAGGCGGAGUUAUGACUACAUCUGUACAUAGUAUUUAUCUGUUUCCCUGAGGUGACGUCACAGAAAAUAUAUAUUUUUUUUCUUUCUUUUUUUUUUCUUUAACUGAAAACCCCCAGGCGGUUAUCACCUCUGUUUUGGUUCUUUAAAAAAAAUAGUAUACAUAAAACUAUACUGCUGCUGUAAAUCAACCACCAGUUUAUUGGAAGCUGUAUUUGAAAAACACAUUAGAAAGUAAACUUUUCAUGUUUGUUUUGGUUUAGGAAUCUGACCUGUUGGUAUACUUGUCUGAACUCGUUGGUCAAUGUAUAGCAUAUACACAUUAUUCCCUUCGUAUCUCAAAGCUAUUUGAAGUGUUCCAAUGCCUCCCACACAUAUGAUGGAGAUGAGCAAAUCUCAACAGCUAAAUUAACCUUUGUCUUUCCAAUUUGUCUCUGAAGGUGUCUAUUAAUGAUGCGUUACCAACAAAUGAUGUAUUCGUUAUAGUGAAUGGAUUGAAUUGCCAGAAGCCUUUUGCGGUGUCAUCAAUUAGAUUCAAAUAUUCAACAAAUGACAGCAGCAUAUUGGGUCUGUUCGUUCAGACUCAAAACAGCAAAAUACUGCAAGACAGUGGUGACCAGUUGAAGGUUAGCUGUCUGUCAGUACUCAUAAUUUUACACUUUGAAAUUGUCCUCGUUUAUUAAGCUAAUCCAUCACUCCCCAACCGGACGUCAUAACCUUUGACCCAUAUCUCACCACCCUUGAACCUUAGCCAGGCUCUGAGUCCUGUCAUGUGGCUGGAUAACGUUUCCCCUUGGCACUGUUCAAAGGUCAGUUCUGUGUUCCCCGCCUAACAGUUAAAGUUAGGAUAUGGAAAUAGUAAGCUGAUCCUAAAUAAUUGUUGGUGAAGUCUUCUACCCCACAGCCAGGCCGGUUAUUUACAUGUUCCCAGACUGAUUCCUUGUGAGAUUGUUCUCUCGCUCUCCCUGGUCUUUCUUCCUUCCUGCCCUUGGCCCAUUAUAUUUAUCAUGGCAGAUUUCUAUACGCUUGUUCAAAGGGUGUACUCAUUCUAAAGUCCUUCAUGUCGCUGUAAUAAAUAUGCUAAUAUUUUUUAUUUCUCACCUGAA